AUAAUAUGAUUUUUUCAAAUUUUACCACAUUUAUGGUAUUAUUGCUGUGCGUAUCACGUCAUGCUUUUGCGUCGGAAUCGGAAAAUAAUACAAUCGAUUGUACCGAAUAUAGAUCGUGCACAAAAUGUGCAAACGAAACGUUGUGCAGUUGGUCGUUGGAACACCAGAACUGCAUACAACCGGAAGAACUGCAGGGCAACUUGAUGGUGCACGUGAUGGCCGACUGUCCGCAGUUCACGGUGGCCAAAUUUUCGUGGCUGAAAGACGCGUUGUAUUCUUACACGUUGACCGUGUCCAACGACAAGAAAGACUUCAUGGCGUAUCUCCGCAGGGUGACGAUCACGUGCUCGCUACAAACGGUCAACUUCAGGGGCCGAGUCGAUCAGAACGACAUCAAGUGCGAYGGCAUUAAACGGACGCAAGUCGAUUUCCAGUUCAACAGGCAGACGAUUUACUUCUAUUACGUCAAGUUCAACAACAACUCGGUGACCCUGAGGCUGGACAACGAUUCGGACUAUUACGUACCGCACUAUGAUCACGAAUGCGGCAUCAAGAGAGACUACGAUUGCGUGACGUGCGCGUGGACUGCCGACGGGUACAUCAACUACUUCAAACGGUGUUCAAGCGCCAACCAGUGUUCGGGGUUGUACCAGUUCUACGACAGGCGGUACGCACAGAAUUUCACCAACCCCGUCGCGACCUCGAUGGCGGUGCCGUUAAAGUGCGCCAACGCGAGCGUCCAGUCGGUGGAACCUGUUACGGCGCCGUGGACCGGCGGCACGGUGGUACGAAUCGCCGUAAAGAACCACAGGAUACUAGCCGAGAAGAAGUCGGUGAAAGUGACAGUGGCCGGGCGCGAGUGCGCCGACCCGAGAUCGGUUGAAAACGAGACAAUCGCGUGCACCGUGUCGCCACCGCCGAAGCAGGCGGCCAGCGACGUCGCUAGGCUGGCAGUAGGCUUGAUCGUGGUCGAGUACGGUCCGCGCCAGAGGUUCAGUAUCGCGUCCGCGUUCGCGUUCAAGCUCCUAGAUCCCCGGCUGACGAACGUGAGCCCGACCUGUGGCCGGCUGUCGGGUGGAACUCCGCUGACCAUCACGGGCGAACAUCUGGACACCGGUAACGCCGUGCGCGUAGUGGUUGGCAACGACACGGCGUGCACUGCGGUCGUCCGCUCGCCGGACCGUAUUUUGUGUUCGACGGGCGCCGCGGAAGCUCCAACCGACGGUGCCGUCAGGGUGGUGUUCGACGGCGGGUUAACCAAACAAGCGCAGAACGCUGACCGACAGUCUUUCGCUUACACCGGCAACCCGGUGCUUGACGCGUCGCAAUCGUUGGCGGGCAUCGUUUCGGGCGGCACAGCAGUCCCGGUCCGGGGACGUYAUUUCUCUUGCGCGCGCAACACCACGAUGAUCGUCCACCUGCAAAACGGCAUCGUCCAGCAGACCCGUUGUCAGAUACACAACGAUACGUGCAUGGUGUGCCGGUCCCCUAAACUCAACGUGGACGAUCUCCCGACACGACGCGUGGACAUGAACACCACCGCGGCCGACGACGACGACGCCAAGGCCACUCCGAUUGAAGUGUUGGAUUUGGAACUCCACGUGGCAUACGAUGAUGGCUCGAUCGUGAAACUGCGGUCCGGCCACGACGUUGCAAUGCCCAGGUACCGCUUGUACGCGGAUCCCGUGUUGGACGUCUUUGCGACGGACGGCAACGCGGUCACUGUCAUCGGCCGGAACCUGGACUGGGGUUACRCACAGUACCGURUCAAUGACACGGUCGUCUGGUUACUCAUGAAUGACGACUUGGCCACUCACACUGCGUGCGACGUGACGUCCGUUGACCGGUACAGGAUCGUGUGCGUGCCGAAAGCCGAGGCCGAUUUGGACACUCUACGCGCCGUCGACGUCACUUUCGGUGUAUCUUUAAGGCGUGUCGUCCACAAAAGGCCCACCGGUUCUGUCGAUAACAGUCGACUGUCUUGGACCGAUGGCCUUACCAUCGUUGUCGUAACUGUUUCGGGGGCGUUGCUGUUGUGCGGCGCGUGCCUUAUGCAGUUAUGCGGAAGAAAAACUAGGAACAACUGCAGCACGCCGCUCUUCGAGUUGCAAACACCGGAUACCGGAAUAGUAUCGAAACACCACCAAUGUAGCUCUGCAGGACAACUGCACUAAUAUUACAUAUAUUCUUACAUUCAAUUUAAAAUAUAAUAUCACAUGGAUUGAGAGCAAUAAUAGUAAAAAAGUACUACAAUGUGUAUAAUAUAGAAUGAUUCAUCUGUUGCAAGCAUGCUCACAWUUCUGAUUUUUAAAAUUUUUAAAUAUUAUUUUAGACAAUAUUUUUACAUUGUAGAGGUUAAUAUAUUCUUUAAGGAGUGUUCUUUGGCGAUACGGGUUUCUGGUUUUCCGACGAGAACCUCACUUUCUUAUUAAAUUAUUUAUCAGGUAAGUAUAAUUUUAUCGAACAUUUUGAUACACCCAUCAUACUCAAUUCAAAAUUUUAACGAGCAAAACUCAUUUAUUAGAACGUUUAUUUUUAUAUUUAUAGUAUAAUAGACAAUAGUCCUUAAAAUGGUUUUACAAAAAUAUUAAAUAACAUUGUACUCAUAAACUUGGAUGACGUUACAAAUUAUAAAUGUUAAAUGUUGAUAGAUUAAUAUUAAUUACUUUUUCAAAUCAUUUAAGUUCCCACUUUCCAUAUCUUCUUGUCUUAACACAUUAUUAUGGACCUAUUAUCUUUAGCACACAAUGUCAAUCAACCCAAAAACAACUCGUUCGAAAUUUGAUAUUAAUACGAUAACAUUUACAUCAAAAAAAUACGUAUACAAAAUAUAUUUACAGUAAAAAAGAUGGAUUCUCAAUUGAAAAUGAGUAAUUUGUAUAUUCACAAGAUACUCCAGUAAGUAGUGCAACAAAUC
Molecule: messenger RNA, 2917 nt
Organism: Diuraphis noxia (Russian wheat aphid)
Lineage: Eukaryota; Metazoa; Arthropoda; Insecta; Hemiptera; Aphididae
Product: plexin-B2-like
Biological process (GO): semaphorin-plexin signaling pathway; negative regulation of cell adhesion; regulation of cell shape
Cellular component (GO): plasma membrane; semaphorin receptor complex
Molecular function (GO): semaphorin receptor activity
Source: RefSeq, a predicted model, not a curated record